AUGUCCUCUAUCUGGAAGAACUACUUCGGCCAAGAUGAGGUCGCCUCCUCAGGUGCCACCCCACCGAAUGACGAGUCUUUGCCUGCCAACUGGUACACCUCUCCCGAGAUGUGGGAGCUAGAGCGCCGUGCGAUCUUUUCCCGCAAGUGGAUGUUGAUCACCCACAAGAUGCGCCUCCCCAGCACCGGUGACUACUUGGUCUAUAAUAUUGCGGGGUACCCUUUUAUUCUAGUCCGCGACAAAGAUGGCGGUUUCAAUGCUUUCCACAACGUUUGCCGACACCGUGCUUUUCCUGUGGUGACUGAGCAGGAGGGCAAGGCCAGAAUCUUCGCCUGCAAGUACCACGGCUGGUCGUAUGGUCUCAAUGGCAAACUUGCCAAGGCUCCUGGCUAUCAGGAUCUCGAUGGAUUUGACAAGAACAAGAAUGGCCUGUUCCAGAUCCAUGUCCAUGUUGAUAAUAAUGGAUUCAUAUGGGUCAACUUGGACGCCCAGGAAAAGCCCGAGAUUGCGUGGGAAAGUGAUUUCAGCAAGGUUGAUUUGCAGGGGCACUUCAGUGGCAUCAACUGGGACGAGUACAACUUCGACCACACCUGGGACUUGGAGGGAGAGUACAACUGGAAGAUUCUUGCCGGCGACUAUACCGAACGCUACCACCCAGAUACUUCCGACAAUGUCGCUACCUCCACCCCAGACCAAAUUACCCGUGACUUGCGGAUUGCCAGCACUUAUUACUUUCCCAACGCUUCUAUGACUGUUUCCCCCCACCUUUUCGUCAUGCAGAGACUUGUGCCGACCUCUGCCACCAAAAGCACGAUGCGGUAUGAGGUUUACCGCAACAAGAACUCUAGCGACGAAGAUUUUGAGUUGAUCAGCCAAACAUACAAGCGGAUCAUGUCUGAGGACAAGGACCUGUGCAUAAACAUCCAAAGCAACCUGGGUACUCAUAUGGAGAAGGGAUCCCUCCACCUCCAGACAGUUGUGCGCGAGCUUGUUAUGGAGCACUACAAGAAGGAGCAGGAAGCAGGUCGUGAGAUCUGGCCAACUCGCCAAACACUUCCGACCACCGCCACCACCAGUGAGGAGGACAUGACCUUCUGCAACAAGCUAGAUGCUCAGGCCAAGGGGUCAACAGCGGCCGGCGGUUGCUGUGGUGGUUCAGGCUGCCAACCUAAUGCAACACUUGUCUUUUAA
Molecule: messenger RNA, 1191 nt
Organism: Aspergillus pseudonomiae
Lineage: Eukaryota; Fungi; Ascomycota; Eurotiomycetes; Eurotiales; Aspergillaceae
Product: aromatic ring-hydroxylating oxygenase subunit alpha
Exons: 2
Coding region: 1-1191 (396 amino acids)
Molecular function (GO): iron ion binding; 2 iron, 2 sulfur cluster binding
Source: RefSeq, a predicted model, not a curated record